GGAUGUUGGUUUGUGUCACCGUUGACAGGGUCAUUCUUGUGUAUUUGCCACUGAAGGCCAAGUCGAUCUGUACCAAAGGGAAUACCACGGUUAACAUAUGCAUCGUUACAUUAUUAAUUAUUGGAGUGAACUGUCACUGGAUUUUUUCAGUGGUGAAAGGUGGGGAAAAUCAAUUUAGUUGUCCUUACCAGGAUGGAUUCAAAGAAUUUCAUGUUAAAUACUGGCCAUGGAUAGAUGCAUCUGUUGCCUCGCUUGGACCGUUCACCAUUCUAAUUGUUUGCAAUAUUUUGAUUGCUGUUCAGUUGUUUAAAGCAGGGCAACUGAGAAAAAGGCGAAUGAACGUCUCUAAUUCGAAGCAAGACAACACAAAGAAAUCGGUGACAAUUAUGCUCGUGACAAUAUCCGUUGUGUUUCUCUGUUUGACAUCACCAAUCGUGUUCGAAGUCAUGAGAAAGCUAGCCAGACGAAAUAACGAGGAGGAAGUCCCGACAUUGGCUGAAAGGGCACGCGAAACUCUCUUCUGGGUUAUUGUGAACAUGCUGAUGUAUCUUAACAGCGCUGUGAACUUCGUUAUGUACUGCCUGAGUGGAACGAAAUUUCGUGAAUCGAUGCGAGAAUUAUUCUUAGGAAAGAAGACAAUCUUCAGGAAUACGAAUUCGUUAAGAGGUAGCAUAAGUCAGAGCGGGAUUCGAAGGCGAUCAACCGCAACAUUCCAAUACCCAGAAGUUGACCAAGCCUCGGGAUUUCAAAGUAAGUUGUAUUUAUAAAAGUUCUAGUAUUUUGCUCGGUGGAUCUAAGAAAGACAGGUAGUUUGUAUCGUCAUCAAAACUUCACUUCAAUCAUGGCCAAUUGCUUCUAAGGAGGUCGAGCUCUAUGGCAGUACAAGA
Messenger RNA from Owenia fusiformis, 887 nucleotides. NCBI's taxonomy places the organism in Eukaryota, Metazoa, Annelida, Polychaeta, Sabellida, Oweniidae. The record is from the annotation of a GenBank genome assembly.